CUUUUAAAAAUGGACACUAUGAAGAAAUAUCCAGUGCUCACAAAUACACGGCCUGAGUUUAAACAAAUACCUGAUAAGCUAAACAAGCACUUGUCGAACUUGGGAGCGCCACAUGUGGACUCGUUUGAUGAAAUGCUUGGCGUUGGCUUGGACAACGUAGCCAAGCAUAUGAUAGCGCAGCAAUUUCAAACACCCGCCGGUGAGCGCAUAAGCCUGAAAGUGGAAAGUAUAUGGAUAACUAAGCCACAGGUGCCGCUGGAUGUAAUAGAUGCUCGCACACGUGAAGUGUAUCCCACAGAUGCGCGACAGCUGCAUGCCAGCUACUCGGGCAUGUGCUCAGUGCGCGUGGGCUAUAGUGUAAACGAUCUGGCAAAGACACCGCAAAACGCAGACUUGGGCGAAGUGCCUGUUAUGCUGCGUUCCAAGGCCUGCAAUUUGCACGAAGCAACGCCAAAGGAGAUGGUGAAGCAUGGCGAGCACGACAGUGAUUGGGGUGGCAUAUUUGUUAUACGCGGCAACGAGAAAAUUGUCCGAAUGUUAAUAAUGUCGCGUCGCAAUCAUCCCAUUUGUGUAAAGCGUUCGACCUGGAAGGAUCGUGGACACAACUUUAGCGAACUGGGCGUUAUGGUGCAGACAGUGCGUGAUGAUGAAACAUCGCUAACCAAUGUGCUGCAUUAUCUGCACAAUGGCACAGCGCGCUUUAUGUUCUCGCAUAUGAAGCGCUUGUCCUAUGUGCCAGUGUGUCUGAUACUCAAGUGCCUGAUGGAUUAUACGGAUGAGCAGAUCUACAAUUGCUUGGUGCAGGGCUAUGAAUCGGAUCAAUACUAUCUCAGCUGUGUGCAGGCCAUGAUUCGGGAUGUUCAUAGUGAAGGCGUCUAUACCUCAGCUGAAUGCCGCAACUUCAUAGGCACUCUGUUUCGUUCUCGCUUUCCCGAGGUGCCCGAGUGGUUGCCCGAUGAAGCAAUCACUGAGUUUAUACUACGCGAACGUAUUAUGAUACAUCUGCAGAGUAAUGAGGAAAAGUUCCAGCUGAUUGUGUUUAUGGUGCAGAAACUCUUUCAAUGCGCUCAAGGCAAAUAUAAAAUUGAGAAUGUGGACUCUUGCAUGAUGCAGGAAGUGCUGUUGCCGGGACAUCUAUAUCAAAAGUAUCUAGGCGAACGCAUUGAAAUGUGGCUAAUGCAGCUGCGCAGAUGUUUGCUCAAGAAACUGAUUACGCCGGAUGCGCUGCUGACUAGCGCUAUAAUGACGCAGUGCAUGCGUCAAGCUGGUGGCGUUGGACGCGCUAUUGAAUCCUUUUUAGCCACAGGCAAUGUCGCCACACGCACUGGUCUGGGCUUAAUGCAGAACAGCGGCUUGGUCAUUAUGGCCGAGAAUAUUAAUCGCAUGCGUUAUAUGUCGCAUUUUAGAGCAAUACAUCGAGGCUCUUAUUUCACCACCAUGCGCACUACAGAGGCACGUCAGCUGCUGCCCGAUGCCUGGGGCUUUGUGUGUCCUGUGCACACGCCUGAUGGCACGCCUUGUGGUCUGCUUAAUCACUUGACCUUGACCUGUGAGCUUUCCAGGCGUCCAGAUCCAAAGCUGGUGCAGGCUAUACCACAAAAGCUUUAUGAGAUGGGCAUGCUGCCAUUAACGCAACACAGCUAUCCGGAUGCCAAGCUGUAUGUAGUGCUGCUCGACGGCAAACAACUAGGACAUAUAUUCCAAAAUGAUGCUACUAAAAUUGUUGAAGAUUUGCGUUAUGCCAAAAUUACAGGCGCCGUGCCGAAAAUGCUGGAAAUUGGCUUUAUACCUAUGAAGAAAAAUGGGCAAUUUCCAGGACUUUAUCUAUUUACGGGUCCAGCACGCAUGAUGCGUCCUGUAUGGAACUUGAAAUGGAAGCAAGUGGAGUACAUAGGCACGCUGGAGCAGCUGUAUAUGGAAAUUGCCAUUGAUGAGCGUGAAAUGUAUCCAGACUUUACCACACACUUGGAGCUGGCCAAAACGCACUUUAUGAGCAACUUGGCUAAUCUUAUACCCAUGCCGGACUACAAUCAAUCACCACGUAAUAUGUAUCAAUGUCAGAUGGGUAAACAAACAAUGGGCACGCCCUGUCUCAAUUGGCCCAAACAGGCAGCCAACAAGCUUUAUCGUCUGCAGACGCCAGGCACGCCGCUGUUUAGACCCGUGCACUAUGAUAACAUACAGCUGGACGACUUUGCCAUGGGCACUAAUGCUAUAGUGGCUGUCAUUUCCUAUACUGGCUAUGACAUGGAGGAUGCUAUGAUUAUUAACAAGGCUGCCUAUGAGCGCGGCUUUGCCUACGGCAGCAUCUACAAAUCCAAGUUUGUGCAGCUGGCCAAGAAGCAAAGCUACUUUGCGCGUCAUCCACAUAUGCCAGAGCUGGUCAAGUACUUGGACACAGAUGGUUUGCCACAUCCAGGCACUAAGUUGACAUAUGGCUGCCCGCUUUACUGUUACUUUGAUGGUGAAGUUUCCACUUUUAAGGUAGUCAAAAUGGAUGAGAAGGAGGAAUGUUUUGUGGACAGCAUACGUCAGCUGGGCAGCUUUGAGCUCUCGCCACGUAAAACAGUCUGCAUCACGCUACGUGUGCCACGUCCUGCUACAAUAGGCGACAAGUUCGCCUCGCGUGCUGGACAAAAGGGCAUCUGCUCGCAAAAAUAUCCCGCCGAGGAUUUGCCUUUUACCGAAUCUGGUCUCAUACCCGAUAUUGUAUUCAAUCCUCAUGGUUUCCCCUCGCGUAUGACAAUUGCUAUGAUGAUCGAAACAAUGGCGGGCAAGUCAGCUGCCGUGCAUGGUGGCGUCUAUGAUGCUACGCCUUUUCGCUUUUCGGAGGAGCAUACCGCCAUUGAUUACUUUGGUAAGAUGCUUGAAGCUGGCGGCUAUAAUUACUACGGCACUGAGCGUCUCUAUUCCGGCGUCGAUGGACGCGAAAUGACUGCGGACAUAUUCUUUGGUGUGGUGCAUUAUCAGCGACUGCGUCACAUGGUGUUCGACAAGUGGCAGGUGCGCUCCACGGGCGCUGUUGAGGCACGCACCAAUCAGCCCAUCAAGGGACGCAAACGUGGUGGCGGCGUGCGCUUUGGUGAAAUGGAACGCGAUGCUUUAAUUUCACAUGGCGCCGCCUUCUUGCUGCAAGAUCGUCUCUUCCACAAUUCGGACAAGACGCACACGCUCGUCUGCCACAAGUGCGGCAGCAUACUGGCGCCUUUGCAACAGAUUGUGAAGCGCAAUGAAACUGGCGGACUCUCCUCCAAGCCGGAUACGUGUCGCUUGUGCGGCGACAGCAGCGGCGUGUCCAUGAUUGAAAUACCAUUCAGCUUCAAGUUCCUGGUCACCGAGCUGAGCUCGGUUAAUAUUAAUGCCAGAUUUAAGCUGAAUGCAAUAUAAAUUAACUUAGCUUGUUGACAACGUUACAAAUUUAAACUUG
Drosophila busckii is the source of this 3427-nucleotide messenger RNA. RefSeq names its product DNA-directed RNA polymerase I subunit RPA2 (gene RpI135). Gene Ontology annotation, biological process: DNA-templated transcription. NCBI's taxonomy places the organism in Eukaryota, Metazoa, Arthropoda, Insecta, Diptera, Drosophilidae. Bases 10 to 3387 code for a protein of 1125 amino acids. Gene Ontology annotation, molecular function: DNA binding; DNA-directed RNA polymerase activity; ribonucleoside binding. Gene Ontology annotation, cellular component: nucleus; RNA polymerase I complex. The record is from RefSeq and is a predicted model, not a curated record. The transcript is spliced from 3 exons.